Messenger RNA from Eptesicus fuscus (big brown bat), 11593 nucleotides. RefSeq names its product Dmx like 1 (gene DMXL1). Bases 482 to 9628 code for a protein of 3048 amino acids. The record is from RefSeq and is a predicted model, not a curated record. Gene Ontology annotation, molecular function: protein binding. Gene Ontology annotation, cellular component: RAVE complex. Gene Ontology annotation, biological process: vacuolar acidification. The transcript has 44 exons. NCBI's taxonomy places the organism in Eukaryota, Metazoa, Chordata, Mammalia, Chiroptera, Vespertilionidae.
UACGCCGCGGGAAAUCUCGCGACAUUUCGACCUAGCGACGCAGAGUGAGCGGCCAAGGCCUACAGGGGUGGCGGACCCGGGAGCCGGGAAGGAACUGGUUAGGCAGGGAGGGCGAGCGGGUGCCGCCUACGCGACCACGCGAACCACCCACCCAGACCCCAGAAGUGUGUGGACAGGCGGCCUUCCUGGCCGCUGAGUCGCAGCCCCCGAGUCGACGAGCUUCACCUGGGCCCGAGCGGGCUGUGUGACAGGUGCGCGGACCAGCGCGGCGCUCCGCCCGCCCGCCCGCCCGGCCCGCCCCCUCUAGACCUCGCCCGCCGGGCUCGGAAUGAGCUGCGGGCCCCAGCUGCGCGGCUCCAGCUCCGGGCGCCCGUCGCUGCCUCUGAGCGGCCGCCGCCCCUGAGGGAAGCAGGCAGGGAAGCCGCCGCUGACCCCGGGCAUGAGCCGGCCGCGGUGUCCGUUGCUGGACUAAGGCUCCGACAUGAACUUGCACCAGGUGCUGACCGGGGCUGUGAACCCCGGCGACCACUGCUUCUCCGUGGGCAGCGUCGGCGACCAGCGCUUCACGGCUUAUGCAUCUGGAUGUGACAUUGUUAUACUGGGAAGUGAUUUUGAAAGAUUACAAAUAAUCCCAGGAGCUAAACAUGGAAAUAUUCAAAUAGGAUGUGUAGACUGUUCAAUGCAACAAGGCAAGAUUGCAGCAUCCUAUGGAAAUGUUAUCUCUGUUUUUGAACCAGUUAUUCUACCGAAGCAAAAGAAAAAUUUGGAAUUAUAUAGUCAGUGGCAGAAAAAUGGUCAGUUUUUUCUGGAAUCAAUAGCGCACAAUAUAACUUGGGAUCCAGCAGGCAAUCGUCUUUUAACUGGUUCUAGCUGUUUACAACUCUGGUCCAAUGCUAUCUUGGAGAAGCCAACUGAAGAUGAAAAUCCAGAUAAAACAGGUCUUAACUUGGGGGAUUGGAGAUGCAUUUGGCAUUACAAAACUGCUUCUCAAAUUCAUUUAAUGAAAUUUUCACCAGAUGGAGAAUUUUUUGCCACCACUGGGAAGGAUGACUGUCUUUUAAAGGUAUGGUAUAAUGUAGAAAACUGGCGGACAACUGUUACGUCUCCAGAUAAAAGUUCAGAAAAACAAUCCCAAGGAGAAAUUGACUUUUCUUUUGUAUAUCUGGCCCAUCCUCGAGCUGUAAAUGGAUUUUCCUGGCGUAAAACAAGUAAAUAUAUGCCUAGGGCUUCUGUAUGCAAUGUACUGUUGACUUGCUGCAAAGAUAAUGUGUGUCGUCUUUGGGUAGAGACAUUUUUACCAAAUGACUGCUUACUUUAUGGAGGUGACAGCAAGCAUUGGACCGAGCCACUUAAUUUAACAAAUAAGUUCGAGAGAAAUGCUUCCAGUAAAGAACGAGUUCAAAACACUUUAGAUGUAAAUCUGAGACAUUUUCGUAGAGGUCGAAGGAGAUCCCUUGCACUUGUAGCACAUACCGGAUACCUGCCACAUCAGCAGGAUCCUCAUCACGUCCACAGGAACACUCCACUGCAUGCCAAUGCACUUUGCCACUUUCAUAUUGCAGCCAGCAUCAACCCAGCCACGGAUAUUCCACUUCUUCCUUCUAUUACAUCUCUAAGUCUAAGUGAAAAUGAAGAGAAGAGUGGACCUUUUGUGGUACACUGGCUAAACAAUAAAGAGUUACAUUUUACUUUGUCCAUGGAAGUCUUUCUACAGCAACUUAGAAAAAGUUUUGAACAACCAUCUUCUGAGGCCAGUGUGGAAGACUCUAAUCAAGCAGAUGUAAAAUCAGAUGAAGAAAUGGAUGAUGGUGUUGAUGAUCUGAAAAUAAAUCAUGAAAAAAAGGAAUUGAGUAGUGAUAAAAUGGUACCAAACUCAGGUUUUGUACCAUUACCAUCAGCUGCCAUUGAUCAUCAGAUUGAAGUACUUCUGUCUGAGUGGAGUAAAAAUGCAGAUAUGCUAUUCAGUAUUCAUCCCAUGGAUGGCUCUUUGCUGGUUUGGCAUGUGGAUUGGCUGGAUGAAUACCAGCCUGGUAUGUUUCGCCAAGUACAGGUGUCCUUUGUUUCCAGAAUUCCUGUAGCUUUUCCCACAGGUGAUGCGAACUCUCUCUGUAAAAGCAUAGUGAUGUACGCCUGUACCAAGAAUAUUGACUUGGCUCUUCAGCAAGGGAAACAAAAGCCUUCUAGUCUCACACGUUCCACAUCAAUGCUUAUCUCUUCUGGUUACAGUAAAUCAACUAAUAAUUUAAAAUUAAGUAUUUUUACCCCUAAUGUUAUGAUGAUUUCAAAGCAUGCUGAUGGCUCUCUGAAUCAGUGGCUAGUCAGUUUUGCUGAGGAAUCUGCUUUUUCUACAGUUCUCAGUAUUUCACACAAAUCUAGAUAUUGUGGUCAUCGCUUUCAUCUUAAUGAUUUAGCUUGCCAUUCAGUAUUACCAUUAUUGUUGACAACAUCACACCAUAAUGCAUUAAGGACACCAGAUGUUGAUAACCAAAAACAACCUCAUGAUCCUGUAAAUACUGAAGAUUUGGCACAACAGGAUAAAAGCACCAGUGAUGUGGCAUUUCAGGAUCCCAAUGCAGUUUAUAGUGAGCUAAUUCUUUGGAGGGUCGAUCCAGUUGGGCCAUUGUCUUUUUCUGGAGGUGUUUCUGAGCUUGCCCGGAUUAAUUCUCUUCAUGUUUCUGCAUUUUCCAAUGUGGCAUGGCUGCCCACUCUGAUACCCAGUUACUGUCUAGGUGCAUACUGCAACUCUCCUAGUGCUUGCUUCGUAGCAAGUGAUGGACAGUAUCUGAGAUUAUAUGAAGUAGUUGUUGAUGCCAAGAAACUUCUCUGUGAGCUUUCGAAUCCUGAAAUUUCUAAAUACGUUGGUGAAGUGUUUAACAUCGUAAGUCAACAAUCAACAGCCAGGCCAGGAUGCAUUAUCGCAUUAGAUCCUAUUACAAAACUUCAAGGCCGGAAAACACAGCUGCUUCAUGUUUUUCAAGAAGACUUCAUUUUGAAUAAUCUUGAGAAGAAAAAUAUGGGAAAAGACAGAAUAUUAUCUGAUGAAGGCAGCUCACCUAAUGGAUUUUCUGAAAAAUUCUACCUAAUUGUAAUAGAGUGCACUCAAGACAACCGCUCAUUGUUACACAUGUGGAAUUUACAUUUAAAGUCCAUUCCUGUCUCAUUGGAUGAAAAUAUAGAUACAAAAAUACCUGAAGCAGUUUGGCAGCCAGAAGAACAUUAUUCAUCUUCUCCAGAGAAAAUCCUGUCUCCUUUUUCACAGAAGUAUCAGGCUUGCAGAGCAAAUCUCCAGAGUACCAGCAAAUUGACUCUGUCUUCAGAAAUGGUUUAUAGCCAAGAGUUGCUUUUGCCACAAGGAGUUGAGAUAAUAAGUGUUAAGCCAUCAGCAGGUCAUCUGAGUUCUUCUUCCAUAUAUCCCAUAUGCAGUGCUCCCUAUUUAUUGGCAACUUCAUGCUCAGAUGAGAAAGUAAGAUUCUGGAGAUGCAAAGUAACAUAUGGAGAAGCUGCCACAUCAAAUAAUGGAAAAAUGGAUCUUGUAUACACUUGGGAGGAAUGGCCAUUACUUAUUGAAGAUGGACUUCAGAGCAAUAGUAGUAUUACUGUACCUGGUAGGCCUGUAGAAGUGAGCUGUGCACACACAAAUCGUUUAGCAGUAGCAUAUAAGCAGCCUGCAUCAAAUAGUAGACCUUCUCAGGACUUUGUUAUGCAUGUAAGCAUUUUUGAAUGUGAGUCUACAGGAGGUUCAUGUUGGGUCCUUGAACAGACAAUUCAUUUAGAUGAGUUAAAUACGGUGUUGGAUUCUGGCAUUAGCAUUGAUAGCAAUUUAGUGGCCUAUAAUAAGCAGGAGGUAUAUUUAUCCAGUAAAGAGAGUAUAACAUCAAACAUAAAGCAUUUAGUUCACUUAGAUUGGAUAUCUAGGGAAGAUGGUUCUCAUAUCUUGACUGUAGGAAUUGGAUCAAAACUUUUUAUGUAUGGACUCCUGGAUGGCAAGGUACAAGAACAGACUAGUAAGGAAAGCCUGGCACUUCCUCUCUGGGAGAGUACUAAAGUUGUGCCUCUUUCUAAGUUUGUACUGUUACGAAGUGUGGAUUUGGUUUCUUCUGUAGAAGGCUCUCCACCUUUUCCUGUUUCUUUAUCAUGGGUCCGGGAUGGCAUCCUGGUGGUAGGAAUGGAUUGUGAGAUGCAUGUAUAUUCCCAGUGGCAGCCAUCUUCUAAGCAAGAACCUGUUAUAACAGAUUCAUACAAUGGGAGCACUCCAUCUAUAAUAAGUUUAAUAAAACAGAGUAACUCAUCAAGUUCUGGAUUACAUCCUCCAAAGAAAACUCUGACUCGAUCUAUGACCAGUCUUGCACAGAAAAUCUGUGGAAAGAAAACUGCAUUUGAUCCUUCUGUGGACAUGGAAGAUUCAGGUCUUUUUGAAGCAGCUCAUGUUCUUUCCCCAACUUUACCUCAGUACCAUCCAUUGCAGCUUUUGGAACUCAUGGAUCUGGGCAAAGUUCGAAGAGCAAAGGCCAUCUUGUCACAUCUUGUCAAGUGCAUUGCUGGAGAAGUUGUGGCCCUGAAUGAAACUGAAUCUUGUCAUGAGCGCCGCCUUAGGUCUCUCACCAUCAGUGCCAGUGGAAGCACCACCAGAGACCCUCAGACAUUCAACAAGAGUGAAAAUACAGAUUACACAGAAAUAGAUUCUGUUCCUCCACUUCCUUUAUAUGCCUUACUUGCGGCAGAUGAUGAUAGCUGUUACUCAUCUUUGGAGAAAUCUAGUAAUCAGAGUACCUUGAAUAACUCAAACCAGUUAUCAAAAGAAAAUUAUGAUGAGCUUUUUCAGAUUUCAGCUCUAAUGACUGAUAGUAAUGUGUUAGAGACAGAUGAAGAAAAUACAAAGCCCAGGGUUAUUGACCUUUCACAAUAUAGUCCAACUUACUUUGGUCCUGAGCAUGCUCAGGUUCUUUCUGGCCACUUACUUUAUUCUAGUUUACCAGGACUCAGCAGGAUGGAGCAGAUGUCUUUGAUGGCGUUAGCAGAUACAAUUGCAACUACCAGCACUGAUAUUGGAGAAAGCAGAGACAGAAGCCAAGGUGGAGAAACUCUUGACGAAUGUGGGUUAAAAUUUCUUUUGGCUGUUCGACAACAUACUUUUCUUACAACUUCCCUUCCAGCUUAUCGAGCUCAACUCCUUCACCAAGGCCUGUCUACUAGUCAUUUUGCCUGGGCAUUUCACUCAGUAGCAGAAGAAGAACUGCUGAACAUGUUGCCAACAAUGCAGAAAGACAAUCCUACUUGGUCUGAACUGAGAGCUAUGGGUGUGGGAUGGUGGGUCCGGAAUAUUUGCAUUUUACGCAAAUGCAUAGAAAAGGUAGCCAAAGCAGCCUUUUAUAGAAAGAACGAUCCUUUAGAUGCUGCCAUUUUCUACCUUGCAAUGAAAAAGAAAGCAGUGAUUUGGGGAUUAUAUAGAUCCCAAAAAGAUACCAAGAUGACACAGUUUUUUGGACACAAUUUUGAAGAUGAGAGAUGGCGUAAAGCAGCUUUAAAAAAUGCUUUUUCUUUGUUAGGCAAACAGAGAUUUGAACAUUCUGCAGCAUUUUUUCUUUUAGCUGGUUGCCUCAGAGAUGCAAUUGAGGUAUGUCUUGAGAAACUGAAUGAUAUUCAGUUGGCUCUUGUAAUAGCAAGGCUAUAUGAGUCUGAAUUUGAUAAAUCUGCAACAUAUAAGUCUAUUUUGUGUAAAAAAAUUUUGGGAAUUCUUUCUCCUAUCAAUGAACUCAAUUCAUUGAACAUCAAUAUGCAUUAUGAUCCUUUUCUUCGGAGUAUGGCAUAUUGGAUUUUGGAAGAUUAUGGUAGUGCACUGGAAACAUUAAUAAAGCAACCUGUCAGAGAGGAUGAUGAUCAAGUCACGAUGUCAGCCUGUAAUCCUGCAGUUUUUAACUUCUACAAUUAUCUAAGAACACAUCCUCUUUUGUUGAGACGUCAUUUUGGAUCAUCUGAUGCAUUUUCCACACAUAUGAAUUUAACAGGAAAAAGUGGACUGGCAGGAACAAUUAAUUUAAGUGAAAGAAGAUUAUUUUUUACUACUGCCUGUGCUCAUUUAAAAGCUGGCUGCCCCAUGUUGGCUUUGGAAGUAUUAUCAAAGUUACCAAAAGUCAUUAAGAAGAAAAAACCUUUUAGUAGAACAUCUAAUUUUAUGGAUACUAGUAAAGACUGUUCUCCAACUUCUCCAUUAAAAUUGGAUGCCAGGGAAGAUAAGUCUUCUGCUAUUGAUUGGUCACAGUCACUUAUGAAUGGUUUUGGAUCUUCUUCAGAGGGUUCCUCAGAGAAGCAGUCAAACUCCACUCUUUCUUUUGAUUGGAGCCAACCAAGUGUUGUAUUUCAGGAUGACUCUUUAGAAUUAAAAUGGGACAGUGAUAAUGAUGAAGAAAAUGAGGAUCUCCCUAUUUCAAUGAAAGAACUAAAACCUUCAAAGGAAAAAAUAGGAAAAAAAAUAGAUGAAACGAGUUCUAAUUACACAGAAUCUCUCAGCAUGUUAGAUGAAAAUGACAUUUUAAGUCCAUCAGAAGAUAUAAUAGCAGUUCAGUUAAAAUUUAGAGCAUGUUUAAAGAUUCUCACAGGAGAACUUCGUACUUUAUCUACUGGCUAUGAAAUAGAUGGUGGAAAAUUGCGUUACCAACUAUAUCAUUGGCUUGAAAAGGAGAUGAUAGCUCUCCAGAAGACUUGUAACUAUUGUUCAGAUGAUGAAGAAUUACAGUCUGCAUUUGGUGCAAAUGGAGAUGAAUUGGAAAUAAAUGAAGAUGCUGAAGAUUUGCUUCAUGAAAAAAAAGUGAAACAACUGAGAGAAAAUUUUCAGGAAAAAAGACAAUGGCUUUUGAAAUAUCAGUCACUGUUGAGAAUGUUUCUUAGUUACUGCAUACUUCAUGGAUCCCAUGGUGGGGGUCUUGCUUCUGUGAGAAUGGAAUUGAUUUUGCUUUUACAAGAAUCUCAGCAGGAAACAUCAGAACCAAUAUUUCCUAGCUCUCUGUCAGAGCAAACUUCAGUACCUCUCCUCUUUGCUUGUACAGCCAGUGCCAAAACAGUAGUUGCCAAUCCAUUAUUGCACCUUAGUAAUCUAACACAUGAUAUUCUACAUGCCAUAAUAAACUUUGAUUCACCACCCCAUCCAGAUAUUCAAAGCAAUAAAGUGUAUGUAAUGCAUACUUUAGCAGCCUCACUUUCUGCUUGUAUAUAUCAGUGCCUUUGUGGUAAUCAUAACUACAGCUCAUUUCAAACAAAUCAGUUUACUGGAAUGGUGUAUCAGACAGUACUGCUUCCCCAUCGACAUUCUUUGAAAACAGGAAGCUUAGAUGAAGCAAUAACCCCCACUACAUCACCAGCUCAGUGGCCAGGAAUAACUUCUCUAAUUCGACUUUUGAAUUCUUCUGGUGAGGAAGCCCACUCAGGGCUUACAAUUUUGCUCUGUGAAAUUCUCACAGCAGUGUAUCUUAGUCUCUUCAUCCAUGGCUUGGCAACACAUUCUAGUAAUGAACUAUUUCGGAUUGUGGCACAUCCUCUAAAUGAAAAAAUGUGGUCUGCUGUAUUUGGUGGAGGUGCACGUGUUUCCAGCAAAGAACAGACACACUCAAAAGCAUUACCCGUUUCUUCUCUAGUGGAAGAAGGAGAGAAACAGAACACACGUUUUAGGCCAUCAAAAGUGUCUGGCAGAGAAUCUACCCCAGCAACCUCUUCCUCACCGCCAGUAAGUCAGGAGUCGUUGACAGUCAAAGAGAAGUUCAUCCCACCUGAGCUCAGUAUCUGGGACUAUUUCAUAGCCAAGCCUUUUUUACCCCCUUCCCUAAGUAGAGAAUAUGAUUCAGAGGAGAGUGUGGACAGUGAUGAUGAUGAUGAUUAUGAUGAUGAUAAUGAUGUUUCAGCUUCAGAUUUUCAUCUCCAAGAGCAUUCUAAUUCAAAUUCAUACAGUUGGUCAUUGAUGCGCUUGGCAAUGGUGCAAUUGGUACUCAACAACUUGAAGACUUUCUAUCCGUUUGCAGGUCAUGAUCUUGCAGAGCUUCCUGUUAGUUCACCACUUUGUCACGCAGUUCUAAAAACUCUUCAAUGUUGGGAGCAAGUUCUUCUCCGACGACUUGAAGUCCAUGGUGGGCCCCCUCAAAACUAUAUUGCAAGUUAUACUUCUGAAGAGAGUUUGUCUGCAGGUCCUGCAAUUCUCCGCCACAAAGCUUUGCUGGAACCUACAAAUACUCCUUUCAAAUCCAAACACCACCUGGCACUGUCUGUGAAAAGACUUUGGCAGUACUUGGUGAAGCAAGAAGAAAUUCAGGAAACCUUUAUCAGAAAUAUAUUUACAAAGAAAAGGUGCCUAAAUGAGUCAUUAGAGGACAACUGUGAAACCAUCAAAAAUUCUAUGAUGGCGGAGCCAAACAUCAAUAAGAUAGAAGCAGAUUUGGGAUAUCCUGGAGGUAAAGCAAGAAUUAUUCAUAAGGAAUCUGAUAUCAUUACUGCCUUUGCUGUUAAUAAAGCAAAUAGAAACUGCGUAGCAAUUGCUUCAAGCCAUGAUGUUCAAGAACUGGAUGUUUCUGGAAUUCUGGCUACACAGAUCUAUACUUGGGUGGAUGAUGAUAUAGAAAUGGAAACCAAAGGGUCAGAAGAUUUCUUGGUUAUACGUGCUCAUGAUGAUUUAACAACUGUGCAAGGUACAACCCCAUAUACACAUAGCAAUCCUGGCACUCCAAUCAACAUGCCAUGGCUUGGUAGUACACAGACUGGCAGAGGAGCAUCCGUGAUGAUUAAGAAAGCCAUUAAUAAUGUCAGAAGAAUGACUUCUCACCCUACUCUUCCUUACUAUCUGACAGGAGCUCAGGAUGGAAGUGUCAGAAUGUUUGAAUGGGGCCAUUCUCAACAGAUAACCUGCUUUCGAUCUGGCGGCAAUUCAAGAGUUACAAGAAUGAGAUUUAACUACCAGGGAAAUAAGUUUGGAAUAGUUGAUGCUGAUGGAUAUUUAAGUUUGUAUCAAACAAACUGGAAAUGUUGUCCAGUCACUGGAAGCAUGCCUAAGCCAUACCUGACUUGGCAGUGUCAUAACAAAACAGCCAAUGACUUUGUCUUCAUUAGUUCCUCCUCUCUAAUAGCUACAGCUGGUCUUUCAACUGACAAUAGAAACAUAUGUUUGUGGGAUACUCUUGUAGCAUCUGCCAAUAGUUUAGUUCAUGCUUUUAUUUGCCAUGAUAGUGGAGCCACUGUUUUAGCAUAUGCUCCAAAACAUCAGCUACUAAUAUCAUGUGGCAGAAAAGGAUUUACAUGUGUCUUUGACCUUCAGCAACGACAACAAAGGCAGCUUUUCCAGAGCCAUGAUUCUCCUGUUAAAGCUGUUGCUAUUGAUCCAACUGAAGAGUACUUUGUUACAGGAUCUGCUGAAGGCAGCAUAAAGAUUUGGAAUCUCUCUACCUUUAGUCUUCUUCACACUUUUAUCAGUGAACAUGCUCGGCAAUCCAUUUUCAGAAAUAUCGGAACGGGAGUGAUGCAAAUUGAGACAGGGCCAGCAAAUCACAUUUUUUCAUGUGGAGCUGAUGGAACAAUGAAAAUGAGGAUACUGCCGGAUCAGUUUAGCCCAUUAAAUGAAGUAUUGAAACAUGAUGUGAAAUUUAUGUUGUAACAUUUUGACAAUAAGAUCUAUAAUUUAUUACCUAUUCCAUAGAAGUGGCCAACACAUAUAAUGUACAUUGAUUACUCUCAAUGCCACAAAUAAGCUAAUGCUUUCUUGUUUCCAUAUUUAUUUUAUGGAGCUUUGCCCUUGAUGCACUGAUGCCUUAAAAAUUAACAAGGUCAUUCAGAAUUAGACUCUGUUGCCCAAACUAGAAUGUAUAAGUAAUGCUGUAAUAUUACAUAUUUAUAGUGUGUUAUAGUGAGGAUGUCACAGUGUCAAAUGAGUUUUGUUUUCUUAUGGUUGACAAAGUCUUCUGCAGAUACCUCUGCAUGAAUUUCUUCCACAGUAAAAUACCUUUUAUAUAAAGGCAGUUGCAUAUCCAUCAUCACUUAAUUCACCAUACUCUUAGUUCCUUUUUCAAACUUAUACAUCUCAAACUUUUCUUCUCUUAACUAAUGAUAGAUUGAUAUUUGAGUAAGAAUCAAAAAAAUAAUGUACAUCUCCAUUAAAACUAUUAUUGGGACUUAAGUGAUAAAUGAGCCAAGUGGCUCAUUAUGUAAAUUUUCAAGUUUCCCUACUGGAGCCCAAGUGUGGGUAUGUAUGUAUGUGUGUGCGUGUGUGUGCGUGCGUGCGCGUGUGUGUGUGUGUGUGUGUGUGUGUGUGUGUGUGGUUGUGUGUAUAUAUGUAAUAUACCUUGCACAUCUUAUUUGAACUUACUUUGUGUAUAUAUGAGAAAAAUACAAGUCUUUUCAUGUGUUUUUGCGCCAUAAUAACUACUACCACCAGAAUAACAACUUUUUUUGCAGCUAUUUGUUUUCAUGUUCUUUUUAAAAAAUUUUUUGAAUUCCCAUCGGAUUUUCACAUAAAUUUCAGGAAGACUUCCUGGAUUAUUAUUUUAAAGAUUACAUUAAGUCAAAUAUGUCUUAGCAGGCAAUAAUAAUUCUGUGUUCAUAUGUAUGAGACACUUAAAAGUAAGUUUAUAAAUUUAUGAAAGGAUUUUUUGAGCAUCAAACAUUUUAGUUAAAUUUUAUUUUUUAGGUGCUUUUAGUCUCAAAAUUUCUGAAAACCUUAUAGCAGUGUUUUUAAAAACAAAUGUGAAAACAGUCAAAUUAAAUAUAUAGUAUUUACAAGUGUAAAAUACCUGCCAGAUCUACCAUUAAUAGAAAAUAAACUGAACCUUAUAUUUUAUUAUUUUUGCCAAAAUAUUAUUUUAUUAUAAAAUAUGACCAAAAUAUUAAAAAUGCAGUGCUUUUAACUUAGAUGUGCUAACUCUAUUUCUCUCUGUUUUGCUAUAACUUUUCUGAUUCAAAAUUAUAGAAAACUUGAUAAAUACUUGAUUUUAACCAAGGAGAGAGGCAGGUGGAACUAAGUGUUUGAGGGACAAUUAUAUGCUAUUGAGCUUAAAUAUAUUUUGUUAAUAGGGACUAUAAGAACAUUUUUAUGUAACAAAGUAUGAACAGCUAUUAUCUUGGAAAUUAAAGAGUGAAAUAAAACAAAGAAAUGAAGGGCUGGUAAAAUGAAUUUUGUAAUAUCCUCAGGAUACUUUUAUCUUAAAAGUAUAUUGUUAAAGAUUUUGUAAAUUGUAUUCAUAAUUUUAAAUGUGUUGAGCAAGUUGCAGUGAAAAUACUGUCAUUAUGUAGAGAGUUUAUGUGCACAUAAUAACCUGUACCAUAAAUUGUGCAGUAACAACACGUGACUGUUGCCAUGGAGGAAUCUGUGACAGCAUUGCAAACAAUACCAUUGUUUGAUGUAGUUAAGCUUAAAUUAUUUUUUAGUAAUUUCUUCAAAAAUCAAGACUCAAAAGGCUUUAAACACUUUUAAUAAGAGAAAAUUUAUUAUUAUGCUUAGAAAAAAGGCAUUGUGGGUGAACUAUUAUGCAUUUUAAUGGAGGGUUUAUAUGAAUAAUAAAUUAUGUAAGCCCAUAUGUAAUUACAUCCAGAGUCAUAAUAUUUUAAAUAAACAAUCAUGCAGUGA